CAGUACGGUAAGGUUUCUGUUUUGUUGUUGCAGGACGGCAACCCAACAUUUAGAUUAGUUGUGUCGCUCUGAAUGGAUUAAAUGGACUGUUAUUCUUCAGGGAAGCUUUGCAUUUUUUAAAGUUUGACUUUACUUUCACAGAACUUUUUUCCGUCUUUCGAUCUCAACGAUGUUUCAGCAGGUUAUAAAGAACUUCAACAUCCAUUUUAACCCCUUAAAUGAGCAGAACACUAUUAGCGGUGGGGACCUGGUGACUGGACACAUCUCCUUUGAGCUCACAAAGGAGACAAAGAUCACAUCGAUAACUAUGGCUGUGAGAGGAAAGGCGCAUGUCCACUGGUCGAGGGGUGGAGGAGGAAAACGGAGUCGGAGGCGGCAUUACUCUGCUAAAUUGGAGUUCUUUAACUUGCAAGGCUAUAUCAUGCAAGACGGGAAUGUUUCUGGGGGGACAACUAAACUACAGCCUGGCACGCAUAUGUUCCCAUUUUCAUGUCAGCUACCUCAGGGAGACUUCCCAUCCACCUUCCAUGGGCCUCAUGGACAUAUCGCUUACACCUUGACAGUGGGCAUCAACAGGCCGUGGCACUUGUGCAAAGAUUUUGUGGCUCAGCUGAACUUUGUAAACCGUUUUGAUACCAACCAGCCAUUGCUGGGGGCACCUCUUUCUGGCUCCAACAGUAAGACAGUCUGCUGCCUCUGUUGUGUCUCGGGUCCAGUCACCAUGACAGUCAGUACUGAGAAAAAAGCCUUCACCCCAGGGGAAACUCUGAAAUUAAUUUGCGACUUCAGCAAUGCAUCAACUCGAACAAUUACUCCAAAGAUAAAACUGCAACAGCGACAGGUUUACUACACCAUCAGCAGGAACAGCAGAACAAUGGUUUUCAAAAAGUUAGAGUUUAUCACUGGACAUCCCAUCAACCCUCACACCUCUUUUGUGCGCAAUGAAAUCCUGCUCACCAUCCCCACUUCUGCAUCGCCCUCAAUCUCCAACUGCAGCAUCCUGGAAGUUGAAUACUUCAUUGAGGUGCGCCUCUGUGCAAGUUUUUCCUCUGACCUCACUGUGUUGAUUCCCAUCAUUAUCUGCAACACCUUUAUAAGCCCUCAACCACCAGCUUAUAUGUGAAUAUCUACAAGGUAUGUUGGACUUUCAGAUCUCUGUGGACAUUAGCACACCCUACACCAUCUCCACUCCUACCUGACCCUUUCUUCAGUGCAGCUGUUUGACUGCUCUCCAUUCACACAAACCAUCUGAAGUUGAAGUAUUGUAGACAAAAAUGUAUCUCAUUCAGUCUUAGAAGUCUGUUAGUUCUCCUUUAUUUGUAUUUUUGUGGCAGAACUCUUCCAUUGUGCCUCUACAAACAUCCCUCAGCUGGAGGGGUUUACAGGAAAAAAGCCAUGCAUUAGGACACACUCACAGCAGUUCCAGUUGUCCCAUACUGUGCAGAGACAAGAUUUUCCCCCCUCCCCAGUCCCCCUCUGGCUUGCACUCAGAUUAAACCAAGGUCUGAUCAUGGCUGCCUCUUGUACAUACAUCACCACAUUGUAAUAAAAAAAACACAUGCAUGGCUUUAGAAGCAUAAUCUCAGAGUCAGCACAACACAGAACAACACAGAGAACAUAACUUUUCUUACAUAGUGGCUCAUUUUGGGUUGUUUGGGUCGUAUAUGGCCUUCUAACAAUUGUAUGUCAAGUCCAUGUUUCUCAUCUGUGCCUUUGUUAAAGUAAGAGCAACCCAACUGUGCUGAAGCACCCCUCUUCCACCUGUGCCAGGACUAAGAAAGUAUACUAGAGCAUGGUACAGAGCUCACACUAGUAAAUCAAACAAGACUUUGGUGUCAAACAAGCUCUGGAAGGAAAUGUUGUCCCAUCAGUGUGAACUCAGGGCUGGGAACAACAAACCCAGGGGGAGUUUGACUUCACUCUUUGAUAGAAAGCCAUCAAUGAUAUAUUUAGUUGGGAUAUUAUUGACAUGUUGCUUUUUAUGCAUUUCAAGUUGUUUACACAUACCUAAUAUUACAUGUGUGUGAUUUUUUUGUAUGUUUUAUUGGCAGACUUGUUUUAGAAGAGCUUUAGAUCUCAGGAUUUUAAAAAGAGGGCCAUUGCCACUAAAGACAAUAUAUCUUAAGCUCAGUAAACAGUUUGUUACUUUCAAGAUAAUUUUAGGUCUUGUAUACUUUUAAAAUGUUUUCUCUGUUACUCAUGUCAACUUCAACUGCUUACAACUUUCUGCCUCUACUUUUUUAAUGUUGCCACUCCAGUAUUUUGUAUAUUUUGUGUAUCUAUUACUAUGGUGGACAGCAUCAUUUCUCUGCUAUUACUGACCCUCAAUGGUAUCAGUUUUAGCCCCUUUAUUGACACUCCCCUUGUACCCUUGAAAUGCUUAGACUUCUAUCAGACCUCAGGCCUUUUCUUAACAACUGUACAUUUAUAAGAGCCUUUUGAAAUCACACCAGUGCUCGUUGUCAGACUGAGUGGAGACAUUUUUACACUAGAGAUUGCAUCCAGGACAACAUACCUGCCAUAGUUAAAAAGGUGAAAGAUACACUAGUACUUGUAUGUGACUUGUUGGUAUAAAUCAUAAAAUAAGCCAAAGACACAAAGCCUGCCUUUAACUACAGUACCUUAUUGUAUUUUGUUUAUUGUUUGUUUUCAGUAUGAAGAAUGUCUGUUCAACUUUUAACAGAUAUUGGGAUACCUACUCAGUGUCAGCAUACAGGUGAAUCAUUAAACAAUUAGUAUAUCAUGGAAGUUUUUAUUUCCCUGUACUUUGAUUAGAAAAAGUCAAACUUCCAUGUAUUCUAGAUUAAUCUCAUACUCAGUGAAACAUUUCAAGACUUUUUAAAAUCAGUUAUCUUGAUAACAGCUUACAUCUCAUAAAAAUAAAAAAUGUACUAUGUCACAAAUAAGAAUAUUCCAGUCCAAUCAGAUUUCCUGUGACUUAAUUCUGUGACUCGUUCAGUUCACACAACCACAAUUAUGGGAAGACUGCUCACUUGCCUGUUGCUAAGAAGACAAACAGUGACACCCUUCACAGGAAGGGUAAGCCAGGAUUGUUAAACAAAGCAGAUUUAAGAACUUAGGGGAGCUUCACAAGGAGUGGACUGAGUCAGUGGAUCAAGAGCCACCACCUUCUCCAGCAGCAUUUGGCACCUGGCCACAGUGAAGCCAACACUACCAGAAACUGGUUUGCUGACUGUGGUAUUACUGUUUGAUUGGCCAGCCAACUGGUCUGACCUGAACCCCAAAGAGAAUCUCUGGGGAAAUAUCAAGGAGAGAUGAGAGACACCAGACUCAAUAAUACAGAUGAGCUGAAGGCUGCUAUCAGAGCAACCUGUGCGUCAUAACACCCCAGCUGUGCCACAGACUGAGUGGCUCCUUACCAUGUCACAGAGAUGCAAUAAUUUGUGCAAAAGAAACUCCAACCAAUUACUGAGUGCAUCAAUGAGCAUAAUUUUCCAGAACGUCAACAUUUCUGUAUAAAUCCUUCACUUUGAAUGAGAUGUAACUACAAUAUAUGGAAGUUUAAUUUUAUAAAUUAAAUCACAGGGAAAAACAAUACAGUUUUAUGAUAUUCCAUUUUUGAGAUGCACCUGUACUGUUGAAUAGACUGGAACAUAGUGGAGAGGUGUGUUUAAUUUGACUGUUUCUCCUAUUUAAUGUAACACAACAUAUUACAUAUUACUCAUAAAAUGUUAUACAUCUAUAUUGUGUCAUUAAAAUGUAAUUCCAGUAUCCACUUUUAAAGUAUUCCUGCUUUUAUGAAGGAAAAAUACUUUUCGUUUGUGAAAAAAAUCAGUCUAAACUUACAACCAGGUCUCUGUUAUUCUUUAAAUAUUGACAUAUUGAUGUACUGUACAUGCAUAAAGAAAAUAUAUGGGUUAAAAUCUAUUUCAAAUGUUCUGAUGUACGUAUGUUUCCAGUUUUUUUAUUAUUAUUAUUUGUCAUUGUAUGUUGUUUGUUGGACUGCUGUGUCAAGUGUCAUAUUAUUUUUUAUAAGUAAACUGGAUGUAGAGUAAGUAAUGCAGUCUAUAAAUUUGACUGUAAAUUUGGGGUUGAUCGAUUAUCUGCCUGACCUCUUAUUGAGGAUGACAUUGACAUUGGGCUAAUAAUCUUUAUCAGCAUUUUAUUUUACUUACAAUCUAUAAAAUUAAUUAAUUUAAAAGUGCACCACUUUGGCUACACUGUGAGACAUGUCUUCCCCCCUGCCACUGUAUUUACUCUCCAAGGUCUCACCUAAUGUCCCGCCCACAGCACUAUCUGAUUGGGCUUGUGUCACACAUGUACCAGUCAAUCAAGGCUGAAGCCUGGGUGCCACUGACACAGUGAGCUUAUGGUACUUCCCAUUUUCCUGCUCCUACUGUGUUGCUCCAUACCAUUUCUCGUGUCGACAGAGCUAUUGCUACAUUCUUUUCCUUUGUUUUUGUUGAUCAUGCAGUUUUGCUUUUUUCACACUAAGAACGUUUUAUUUGCCACAAUAAAUCAAUCUUUUCAAGGGACUAUACCACAAAUAAAUUUACUGAAUUGUUCAGCCUAAUUCAGGGUCAAAAGCUUAAAUUCUGAGAGGAAAGGCUCCUCUUUGAUUGACCAUUGGCACCCACCCACAGUAAGCCAGCGUGUUCAUGCUCACAAAUGUAAGAUGGUUGACUUUCUUUAAAUGGUUUCAAGUAUCUCUGUACAUCUUACCUUUUCCUCUUACAUUUUAUGACUCCUGUUUUCACAUAACCUAAGAUCACUCCUUUAAUGUAACUCAUUGGAAAUCAGAUAUAUGAUGUCUUGUCAAGUAUAUGAAAUCAACAGUUCUGUGGCUUUUGUCACAUUUACUUUGAUUUAGCACCAUGACAGCCUUUUCUUGGGCUGAUUGAUGCCCAAAGAUGUUUUGCUACCACUAAUAUUAAACAUUCAUGUUUGAUUUUCAAAUGGGGUGCAAUACAUGU
Molecule: messenger RNA, 4934 nt
Organism: Cheilinus undulatus (humphead wrasse)
Lineage: Eukaryota; Metazoa; Chordata; Actinopteri; Labriformes; Labridae
Product: arrestin domain-containing protein 3-like
Exons: 6
Coding region: 170-1123 (317 amino acids)
Biological process (GO): protein transport
Cellular component (GO): plasma membrane; cytoplasm
Source: RefSeq, a predicted model, not a curated record